Didymodactylos carnosus is the source of this 202-nucleotide messenger RNA. The record is from the annotation of a GenBank genome assembly. Lineage: Eukaryota; Metazoa; Rotifera; Eurotatoria; Philodinida; Philodinidae.
AAAUCGUGCACCAAAAAUACGUCGUCGUACAUAUCGUGCACAUGGUCGUAUCAAUCCAUAUCAAUCAAGUCCAUGUCAUGUUGAAUUGAUUCUAAGUGAAAAAGAAAAUAUCAUGUCGCGUACAACCGAAGAUGAUCAACCACAAAAGAAAAAAGAAUCGAAAAAGAAACUUAAACGACAAAAAAUGAUGGCCAAAGAAUAA